AUGUCGGCCGCGGCUACGUCAGCCUGCCCAGAUCUCGCUGACCGCAAUGGCCAGCGAGGCUCUGAGAUUGGGGGCGUGACAGCAUCCAGUCAGCCAACCUUGCAACCCGCCGCCACCGCCUCAACCGUCCACUCGAACGCGAGCGCGACUGCCACGGCCUCGAUAGCAGCCUCCACCUUCCACCCUGUCCCCCCGUCAUUCGUCACUGCCCCUCCACAGAUUGACCCGGCCCUUCCCAGAGGUCCUCACGGCGAGUCCAUUCCAACCGGGCACAGGUCAAAUGAUACGCAGCAAACCUGCGUAGGCUGUGUAGCAGACCGCAUCAUCCACUCAACGCGCUGCGAGGCGGCCGCGUCACGCGAUUGGUGCCGGAGGUAUUGCGACUACCGCUGCGGCAACACAGCUCGGGAGGCCAUGGCUCAUCUCAGUGAAGAUCGCCAGCGCCUCGCCAGUAUCGAACGCGUUCUCGGCGUGGGCGAUUCGGCGUGGGACAUCAAAUCGCUCGAGACUCUGCAGAAUGUACGCGACCAGAGCUCUCUUGCCAGCGCGACGUUCACGGUGAUGGGCCUACUUGUAGCACGGGUCGACGCUUUGGAGCGAGAGAGGGUCAAGAAUGAACAGGAGAAGCUCGCCACGGCCUGCUGGCAAGCGGAUCGCGAUGGCCGUCUGCAGGACAUUACAGAGAUGCUCAGCGCUACUCGCGAGGAGCUGAAGCAGACGCGUGACAAGGUGGAACAGCUGGAACGCCGAGGUCAGGAGCUGCAGUCGCGUAUGGAGGGCAGCUUUGUGCCGCAGCAAGAGCAACGGGCUGGGCAGGUCAACCCCACGCCACCGUCGUCAGCGAACUCCGAGAUGCGACGCGGAGGCACUCAACACAACGAAGCCUCGCAAUCGUGGGCCCAGGGCCCGAGGGAUGGAGAGAUCGCAAGCAACGGAGAGACUGCCGCAGCCGUCUCGGGCGCUGACGAAUCCGGCUCGGCUAAGCGCAAGCGCGAUGACGACGACGCCAGUGAGACAGACCAAAGUGGCUCUUCUAAGAAGGUCGCGAAGGACGCAGCCUCCUCGCCUGAUUGCAAUUUCACCAUCACUCCGUUUGGCCGCAGUCCAACCAGUGUGACCCCUCGCUCUGCCGGACGAGCAUCGGCUAAAGUCGACGGCACCGCGCCUCGCCGCUCCACCAUCAACCUCGCCUCGACAUCAACCUCUUCUUCGACGCUGCUCACGGUCGACGAGGCAGCGUCUCAGCUUUCGCGCCUUUCUGAGCAACUCCGCACGCCAUCUUCCUUCCUUCGCCAUACACAAGUCAGCGGUGAGACCAGCCCUCAGGGUCACGGGCAGCAAGACACGCUUGGCCGAGCCGCCUCAGUGCCCGCCGAUCGACCUUGGUGCAGGGUCAACACUGCCACCUCUGGCCCGGGCAAGGCAGCAACGGCGCCCGUGACCCUCAGCGAUGCUCCCGCGUCAAGUUCGUCUCCCACGAGUGUCGCAAUCGCGGAGUCGGCGAUCAGAGCGGCACGCAAGCAGCUAGAGGUUGGCCAGACGGGUGAGUUUCAGCAAGAACAAGGAGAAGGGCAACCAUCAUCCGACAGGGGAUACCAUGUGAGCAUCAAAGGUACCUCGGAGGGCAACGGAGAGACUUGUCGCGCAGAAGCUGCAAAGGAGGCGUCCUACUAGCAAGGUGUCUCCGACGAACCGGCGGAAGACAGUCAGGAGCAGCACAGCCUAAGACGAGCUGUACAAGCAAAGCACAGAAGAGAAGAAUGACUCCUGCAGACCACGACGACAUUCCUCUAUCAAGUCACUCAACGUCAAAUCCAGUCUCGUCAUUCCAACUUUCAGCUUCGAGCGACGCCAAGGGUCUGCUGGCCAGCGAGCAGGCUGGAGAGCCAGCGUCAUCACACUAGACGUGGCAUCCUUUCCUUCCUGUGUUCUUGGCAUAUCAUGGUCUUCGAGAGAUGCUCUCCCUCGCUGCCGGGCUGUGAUCUUUCUCUUUCCUGCCACCGUCCUGAUCAGCCCAGAAGAAGUACCCCUCGAAAUCACAGACUCUAGUUGACUCCAACAGUCUGAGCGUGGAGUACUCUGACAAAAGGAAGAACGCACGGCGUCGUACGAUG
This is a messenger RNA of Jaminaea rosea, 2114 nucleotides long. RefSeq lists its product as hypothetical. Lineage: Eukaryota; Fungi; Basidiomycota; Exobasidiomycetes; Microstromatales. Bases 1 to 1674 code for a protein of 557 amino acids. The transcript has a single exon. The record is from RefSeq and is a predicted model, not a curated record.